Euleptes europaea (tarantolino) is the source of this 897-nucleotide messenger RNA. It is a transcript of the gene C1H5orf15, whose product is annotated as chromosome 1 C5orf15 homolog. The record is from RefSeq and is a predicted model, not a curated record. Bases 37 to 861 code for a protein of 274 amino acids. NCBI's taxonomy places the organism in Eukaryota, Metazoa, Chordata, Lepidosauria, Squamata, Sphaerodactylidae. The transcript is spliced from 3 exons.
GGCCACGUCCUCAGCCGCUGUCGCUUGUCAGCAAACAUGGCUGCCGCCGGGCGAAGGGGAAGGGGGGCCGCGGCGGGACCGGCGUCGCCGUUAUCGAUCAGGCGGGCGUCCCUCUUUCUUUUUUUCGUGCUGUUGGACGUGGCCCGACCGUCUUGGGGCCGGGGUGGGAACGAUACCGCCCAUGAGACAGAGUCAUCUCAGAAAGACACUGAUUUGCCACUCAACACCAGUUCACCACCCACAAUUUCAGCAGUCAGUCAGAUCAGUACAAAGAAUUCAGCAAAAGGGGAAAUGCGCUCAUCAACUUUGGAAGUUGAUCCUUCUGUUGUACCUGACCUGACAGUAGAAGAUAAAUCAGCCACAUCUCCAACAACAGUUUCUGUGUCUCUUGGGUCUAAUUCUGAUAUUGGUGAUGACACAGAUGACAAUGAUGAUGAUGAGGACGAUGACAUUGGAGAUGGUUUAAUGACAAAUUCACUAUCAACAGCAAAAGAAACUGUGGAUCCUGGUGAUUCUCAAGAAGAUGACAAUCAAAUUGAAGAGACAUUAGAUUUCCAAGAUGAAGAAGAGCAGUGGGCAAGCACACACAGCUAUGGAAAUAAGCCAUUUGCUGAUGAGAUGAAGGACUCUGUUUCAGGAUUAGAAGAAGAUAGCCAUUUCUUUUUUCAUCUGGUGGUCGUUGCCUUUUUGGUAGCUGUGGUUUACAUCACGUAUCAUAAUAAAAGGAAGAUCAUCCUGUUGGUUCAGGGAAGAAGGUGGCGAGAUGGACUUUGCUCUAGAACAGUUGGAUAUCAUCGUUUAGAUCAAAAUGUUAAUGAGGCAAUGCCUUCAUUAAAAAUUACCAAUGAUUACGUUUUUUAAAAGUGGUGUGAACUGAAUUUGCCAAACUAAUUUUUU